GUACUCUUGAUCCUACUAUUGUUCUUCAACUUAGAGACAUUCAGGACUACAAACUCGUGUGUGAAAAGCUUGCGACACUUUUUGGAAAUUUGUCCGUCGUCUCUUAUAUUAUGCAUCAUCGCCAUCAUUUGAAAAGCCCAUUAAAUUAUAGAGGAAAUGAGGAAUAUCUUUGCAAGAGAAUUUACUUUGCUUCACCCAUUGCUGAACAAUUUACUGGUAUUCAACAUGUGAUGUUAUCUCAAUUAAUUCUUCUGACAGAAGAGAUUCAAGAUGAGUUUAUUGACAAAUUUGGUACCCGUCCAAACUCUGAAUUUACUCAAGAAUUUAUGGAAAAAUUUAUUGCGCUUGGUAAGUAUAAGGAGGAAUCCUCUUCGAGUACUGCUUUUGUGUCUACUCGUAGAACUCGUGAUCUUAAUCAUAUUACAUGCUUCAAAUGUCAUAAGAAGGGUCAUUAUGUAAAUGAAUGUCGCCUGAAAAGUGGUAUCCGGAACUGCUAAUCGAGUACAUAUGUGUUGAAAUUUGGAUAAGGUCUAUGGAUGAGAAUGGAACCAUUACUUCUAAGAUAUCGUUAAACGAAUCAUUCGGAAAUUAAGACUCGGUAAUUAGAACUCGGCAAUUAGGGUGAGAGGGCAUUAAAUUCAUUAAGCGGUCCAGAGCCGCUUACUAAUGUAGGAAGCUGGAUAUACAUGGUCUGCUAACCCAUGAAUGUCAAUUUGGAGACACAAAAGGCAAGUGUUAUCGUUCCUGUAUUCUCUACGUCCAAAAUUAAAUCCGUUUGUCUCUUAGACUGAUCUCGAGCCUAUUUGUGCUCUUGCUUGGCGUAAUAGUUGCCAGAAUCGUUUCUACUGUAAGUUGUUGUUACAUUCGCAAAUUUGUGGGGGGUAGUAGGUGUGUCUAGAUAGCUACAAGAAGACCGAAGCGCCCUUUACCUGGAAGUUUGCAGAGUUUGAUUGUGCUGAUGCCUUUGGGAAUUAGUGUUUUGGUUUGAUCAUCAUGAAGUAUGUAUAUUAAAUAGAGAUUAAGGGUUAUAGUUUGUAACUAAACUAAUAUACUAAUAAGCAUAAGUUUACCAAUAUGACAUCCACUCCAAUAAGUAUGCGGAGUAUCC
Messenger RNA from [Candida] anglica, 1108 nucleotides. NCBI's taxonomy places the organism in Eukaryota, Fungi, Ascomycota, Pichiomycetes, Serinales, Debaryomycetaceae. The record is from the annotation of a GenBank genome assembly.